AGUGCGCGCGCGGAGUGUAGCCUGAGGUUGUGGUGUGGAGGCGGGAGCGGGGCCGGAGGAGCUCUGGGAGUCACCGGGACCCUCCGGGAUCCUGCAGGACCUUCCCGGACCCUCCUGGAUUCCCGGCUCUAGAAUGCUCCAGCCCUGGGACCCUCCUACCCUGAACCGCGUUAAACCUCCGCGGACAGCGGGCAGGGCCCCAUUGGGAGCGGUCCUUACAUAACCCACCUGUCCUAGCCGGCGUUGUGUAACCGGCCCCGUGGAGCGAGGAACCGCUGCCGCACCCGCCGCCACCAUAGGCCGUGGGGAAGGAGCACAUUCCUGCCUGUGGAGAGAAAUGCUCAGUAGCAGGAGAGCUGGGAUCAGUGAAUGUGUGACCUCCUCUUUAUGGGGUGACAUGCUGUAAAGACCUCAGAGCAUCAGCUGUGCAAGCCUCAAGUUCUCCCAGGAAGUGGGUGCAGGAUAGAGCAUGCCACACAGCCCAGCCCUGCACUGGGCUGCACCCCGUGUUCGGGUUUGGUAUCCUGAAAGCCAAGGGUUCCCUUCCCCUUGUAGCCAGGAUGCUGCAUCGCACCAUUCACCUUUUCCGGAAGGAGCUCCGGCUCCAUGACAACCCAGUGCUGCUGGCUGCCCUGGAGUCCUCAGAGGCCCUGUACCCCGUGUACAUCCUGGACAGAGCAUUCCUGACCUCCUCCAUGCACAUUGGGGCCCUGCGCUGGAAUUUUCUGCUCCAGUCCCUUGAGGAUCUCCACAAAAACUUGGGCCAGCUGGGCUCCUGCUUGCUGGUUAUUCAAGGGGAGUAUGAGCUCGUUCUUAGGGAUCACGUCCAGAGGUGGAAUAUCACGCAAGUGACGCUGGAUGCAGAGAUGGAGCCGUUUUACAAGGAGAUGGAGGCCAACAUCCAGCGCCUGGGGGCAGAGCUGGGCUUUGAGGUGCUCUCCCUGGUGAGCCACAGCCUGUACAAUACCCAGCGGAUUUUGGACCUAAAUGGUGGGAGUCCCCCAUUAACUUACAAGAGGUUCCUUCACAUUCUGUCUCUGCUUGGUGACCCUGAGGUGCCUGUCCGAAACCUCACAGCUGAAGACUUCCAGAGAUGUAGGGCCCCUGACCCGGACCUGGCUGAGUGUUACAGGGUUCCUCUCCCUGUGGAUUUGAAGAUUUCCCCAGAGAGCCUUUCCCCUUGGAGAGGAGGGGAGACUGAAGGGCUGCUGCGCCUGGAGCAACACUUGACAGACCAGGGCUGGGUGACAAGUUUUACCAAACCAAGGACAAUCCCAAACUCACUGCUUCCAAGCACCACAGGCCUGAGCCCAUAUUUCAGUAUGGGCUGUCUGUCAGUUCGGACAUUUUUUUAUAAGUUGUCAAACAUUUAUGCUCAGGCAAAGCACCACUCUCUGCCUCCAGUGUCGCUCCAAGGGCAGCUGUUGUGGAGGGAAUUCUUCUAUACAGUAGCAUCAGCAACGCCCAACUUCACCCAGAUGGCUGGGAACCCCAUCUGCCUUCAGAUCUGCUGGUACAAGGACACAGAGAGGCUCCACAAAUGGAAAAUGGCACAGACAGGGUUCCCAUGGAUCGAUGCCAUUAUGACCCAGCUGCGCCAGGAAGGCUGGAUCCAUCACCUGGCUCGGCACGCUGUCGCCUGCUUCCUGACACGAGGGGACCUUUGGAUCAGCUGGGAAGAGGGAAUGAAGGUGUUUGAAGAGCUGCUUUUAGAUGCUGACUACAGCAUCAAUGCAGGGAACUGGAUGUGGCUGUCAGCCAGCGCCUUCUUCCACCAGUACACACGGAUCUUCUGCCCCGUCCGCUUCGGGAAGCGCACAGACCCCCAGGGCGACUACAUCAGGAAAUACUUGCCCAUACUAAAGAACUUUCCCUCCAAGUACAUCUAUGAGCCCUGGACAGCAUCUGAAGAGGAGCAGAAGCAAGCAGGAUGUAUCAUAGGUCAGGAUUACCCCUUUCCCAUGGUGAACCACAAGGAAGCCAGUGACCACAACCUGCAGUUGAUGAAACAGGUCAGAGAGGAGCAGCACAAAACAGUCCAGCUCACAAGAGAUGAUGCAGAUGACCCCAUGGAAAUAAAGGUAAAACGUGACCAUUCAGAAGAAAACAUUUCAAAAGGAAAAGUGGCCCGAACAGCAGAAUAAACCAAAUUCCCUCAGGGGAGGGACACCUGCUGGGUACCAAAAGAGGCAAGAGAGGAGAGCCAGGGGCCAGCUGAGCUGGCCAACCACUGUCCUCCAUACUUUGCCCUGCUAAUGGUGCCUCUUGCUUGUGACCUGACCUCAGGAGACGUGUUGGAUCUUGAGUAGUUUUAGUGCAGUUAUUUUGGAUGGAAUUGUUUAUCUCUGAGUGGCUUCUGGACCAUUUGUUGAAGCUGCUGGGUGAAUGCAAGAGGUUGUGUGGUUGUGGCAGGUCCCGCUGCUUGCAGCAUCCUUCAAAUCCAUGUUUUUCAUGCACAUGAAUAAAUAGAUUUUGUGAAAAAUAUCUUAAUGUCAGAAGACCAUGUGCACAUUAAUGUGGCUGCACAUUAGUAUUAGGACCUUGCCUUGUAGAGACAGACUUAGGGAUGUUCAUAUUAUUUAUUCUAAGUUCCCAGUUUAUGAUUGUAGUCCCCAGUUUGGGGAGACAGAGCAGAGUGCAGCCCCUUGUACGUUUUGUGUUAAGUCAUAAGUAGGAAUUGUUAUGCAUUUUAAGGACAAAGUUGAAAAUAUCUCACUAAAUUAGGGCUAAUAUAUAACUUUGUCACCAUAAUUCUCUUCCUUGCUAAGUAGAACUGCAGGGCAGAGAUUAAUUCUAUCAUGUACCACAUGGAAAGAUUUCUCCUUCCACUGAAAUAUAUUGUUUGACAAGGCUGGAUUAGUCAAUUAUGAUUGGGGGUUUGGGGGUGAGGAAGUGCAGUGGGAUUUUCAUGGCUGCAGGUAGUAUUCAGGGUUUGGAAAUAAAUAAAACUUAUUUCUGACAUGAACAA
Molecule: messenger RNA, 2968 nt
Organism: Haemorhous mexicanus (house finch)
Lineage: Eukaryota; Metazoa; Chordata; Aves; Passeriformes; Fringillidae
Product: cryptochrome-1-like
Exons: 13
Coding region: 561-2144 (527 amino acids)
Biological process (GO): circadian regulation of gene expression; entrainment of circadian clock by photoperiod
Cellular component (GO): nucleus; cytoplasm
Molecular function (GO): DNA binding; FAD binding
Source: RefSeq, a predicted model, not a curated record